AUGUCUUCUGCAGUAGCAGAUCUGGAGGUCGGUCUCCAGGCCAUGCUUCAACUUAAACCGCCAGGAGUCUCUGGCUCCCGAAUCCAAGGAAUCACAACUUUAUGCCUAUCAAAUGUCCAGUCCGAAUCCGUUCUCAUCCAGAAACUGUAUACCCAUUUUAGAAAAGCCCCCGGAACCCAUAAGCUCGGUGUCUUGUACGUCGUAGAUUCUGUAACUCGAAAAUGGUCGGAACAGGCCAAAAAUGCUGGCCAGCCUAUAAACAAUGAUGCCCAGGACGGCACGUUCGCCGCUGGAGUUAAUAGAGUAAAGGAACUGCUUCCAGUUUUGAUGAACGACAUAAUCCAAACUGCUCCCAAUGAUCAAAAGGAAAAAAUCAAGAAGCUAGUUGACAUAUGGGAGAAAGGCCAAACCUUUCCUACUCACAUGCUCAACCAGUUCAAGGAGAAACUCAACGCUCCUCCGCAAACCUCAACGACACCUCCUGGCAGUCCGCCGGAACAUCUGCAACAGGCAUUGGGAACGCCUGCUCCCUCCGCUCAACCUGUAGCCUCUAAUAAAAAUGCCUCUAUUUUGGCAGCACUUACGAAUCUUGCUCGCCAGAACAACGCUCCUUCCCCCGCCACUUCUCAGCCCCAGGAUAAUCUAUACAGCACAUCCAAUGCACAGAUUAACCCUACUUUUCCAACCGCACAGAAUGUUUAUGCUGCCCCUCAGCCUGUAAAUGUGCCAGCUCCAGCGACGUCCUUUGCAUCACAGCCGCACAUACCUGCUAUGCCAAACUAUGCCAGUAGUCAGCCAAACCCCUAUGCGGGUGCUCCUCCUGUAGCGGCUACGGCCUCGUAUGAUCCCGCCAUGCAACAGAAGUUGCAGUUGAUACAGACGCUAGCAAGUCAGGGCAUGCCACCGGAUCAAAUUGCUACUGUCUUAGCUGCCCUCCCUAACUUGGGGUCCGGGGCCGCUGCACAAGCACCGCCUCAGUAUGCUACUCAGAAUCAAAAUCAUGUUGUAGAAAAUGGAUGGGGCUCAAGACCAGAUGAAUCACGUGACCGUAAUGGGUACUCUGAGCGCGAGGCUGUAAGAUCACCACAGGAUCGUUACCGACAACGUUCCCGGUCACGAUCACCUCCUCGGGGAUGGAACGGCCAGGCGUCUCCAGCUGGCCAUCGUCGUAACGACUCCAAUUUCGAUUAUGCCGACCGGGAUAGAAACUCUCCUGGCCGAAAUCGUGGUGAUGGUUAUGGACGUGGUCGAGGAGGUAGUGAAUAUCGCCAACGUAGCCCGCCUCGCCGCGGCCAGAGUCCAAGUCCCUCUCACUCUGGCGGAGGAAAUGGUGGAGAGAAAUGGGUUGGUCACGAUGCAACCAUUGCAAGAGGAAGUAUUAAAGUGCUUAGCCGAACCUUAUUCGUAGGCGGUGUCACAAUGCCUGAACAUGAAUUGCGAAGAAUCUUCGACAAAUUUGGUCAGGUACAAACAUGCAUCGUCAAUAAAGACAAGCGACAUGCUUUUGUCAAGAUGGUAAGCCGGGAAGACGCCGUCCGCGCCAAGGAAGCAAUGGAGAAGAACAGAACACCUGAUUCUCAGCUUAGAACUCGAUGGGGAGUUGGCUUUGGACCACGGGACUGUAGCGAUUAUCAAACUGGCGUCAGUGUUAUCCCGAUUAGCAAGCUGACCGACGCGGAUCGCAAAUGGAUGCUGAGUGCAGAAUAUGGUGGCAGCGGCGGAAAGCCCAUCGAAUCAGGUAUGGUUGUUGAAGAGCCAGAUAUUGAGAUCGGUCAGGGUGUCUCUUCGAAAGCCAUAUCUCGAAGAAUGGCGACCGAUCAGAGUGGUAAUAAUGGACCGAAAUCCAGCCGUGAUCGUGAAAAGGACGACUAUGGGAGAAAUCGUCGACAUGAGCGAAAUGAUAGGAGAGAUGACCGGGAGGACAAUGGACCUCCAAGUAUGCCUGCGGUGCCGGCCUUCAACGCAGGAUUCUCAUUCCUUGGUCUACCUCAAAACGGCAUGCCAAUGCCAAUGCCAGGUUAUCCCUAUGCAGCACAACCACCGCCUCCAGGGCGUCACUAA
This is a messenger RNA of Glarea lozoyensis ATCC 20868, 2061 nucleotides long. Its product is annotated as RNA-binding, RBD. Lineage: Eukaryota; Fungi; Ascomycota; Leotiomycetes; Helotiales; Helotiaceae. The transcript has 7 exons. Gene Ontology annotation, cellular component: nucleus. The coding region runs from base 1 to 2061 and encodes 686 amino acids. Gene Ontology annotation, molecular function: RNA binding. The record is from RefSeq and is a predicted model, not a curated record.